Messenger RNA from Desarmillaria tabescens, 1784 nucleotides. RefSeq lists its product as uncharacterized. The transcript has 3 exons. The coding region runs from base 261 to 1514 and encodes 417 amino acids. The record is from RefSeq and is a predicted model, not a curated record. Lineage: Eukaryota; Fungi; Basidiomycota; Agaricomycetes; Agaricales; Physalacriaceae.
CUUGAAUCAUCAGACAAGGACAAGGGCGUUCAGAAGCGAAUGUCUUCUGAAGCUAUUUUUUCCAAAAUAAUGCUAAGUCAGCCCAUGACGUUGGCGGAGUUGCAGUCUGCUGCUGUCUUGUGUUUAGCUUGUGCCACGGUCCUCAACGGCAAGGAAUAGUUAGACAUGGUGGUCUCAAUCAGGUCGGACGGCCCGGGCAGGAUCCGCAGUCUGGCGAUGGGCAUGCGCUUUGUCUGAUUCGCACGUUGAUAGAUUCGACCAUGACUCUCCCUCAAGAUAUACUAGAAGAAAUAUUAAGCCAUCUCCGCUUCGAUUUCCCCUCCCUCAAGGCCUGCUCAUUGACACAUUCGUCCUUUCUUCUUCCGAGCAACAGGCUCCUUUUUGCGAAAUUAAAGGUCCGGGAUUCUCGUGGACCUCCAGCAGAUAUCUGCUUCAAGCUCCAAAAAGUCCUUGUGGAUUCGAAAUAUAUGGCGGCAUCGAUUCGUUCUCUCGUAAUCAGCUUUUUUUGGUAUCAGGAGGAGAGUGGUACUGGCAUAUUUCCGUCCCUAUUGCAGCUCCUCCCUAACCUCCACCGGUUCUUCUUAUACUUGUCGCAGGCGAACAUUUCCAGGUUCAACGCUGGUUCCUUUCCUGCACCUCGUUCGAUUUCCAGUGUUCGAACCCUUAUCUUGUAUGGGAUAGUUUUUGACACCGCAUCUCAACUACAUUCCCUACUGGUCAGCUUCAAUGACCUCGAAGUCAUCACUAUGGACGCAAUUUGGAUCAAUGAUGCCAAAGCUACAACCGAGUUGGUUCCAAGCCGUCAAUUUAGUUGUUGCCCUUCCACCUUAGAACUUAAUGUGGAUGGGUCCGUCACGGAAGCUCUGCUCUCCCCACAGUCCACAGUAUCCGUAGCGAACCUCUGCGUUCUCAGCAUCUUGGCAAGUUCAGUCCGGGAAGUCAGCGCAACCUCGUCUAUACUCUCCUCUGCCAGCUCCUCUUUGGAGGUUCUGACACUGUUCCUCCGGCAUGUCACAAAAUGUGAACUCAUAGAUUUAAGGCCCUUCAGCCGACUUCGCAGUAUCCACACCAGCCUUUACUUUGAGAGUCAAUGGGCUUCCAUUGAUAGGAUUCCAACUGAUUGGCGAGGGCCUUUUCCAUGGGCGUACCCGUUCUUCAAGGCGCUUCCCUCGUCCAUGGAAGAUAUCGUUAUCAGGGUCGUUUUUUGCCCUUACGAUGCCAUCCUUUUGCCUCAUUUUCGAUCGGAUUGGCAAGAGCUAGAUCGUAUUCUUGCUAGCCAUCCAUGGAAAUUAGCAGUUCGGCUCGAUAUAUACGUUGAUUACAACUUGGGAUAUCCCGGAAUCGAAGACUACUGUUACUAUGAGUGGUCAGAGCCUGGUGAACUCGAAGAACAUUUUCGAAAUUUCUUGUGGCAUGAAGGUAUGCCCGAAACGAACAGAAUGGGACGCUUGCAUUGUGAAAUUAAGAAAAAACCAGCAGAGUUCUCUGCUCAUAUGCAAAUAAGAGAAAUUUGACAUUGACGGCACUCGCGCUUUCCCAACGGCUCAUAAUGGAUUUAUUGUCGCGAUGGAAUUGAGUAUGAGGUGCCAGGUCCGAGAAGAGUUCCUAUUGACGGUGACUUCAUUACCAACGUUUAGCUCCCACCACAUGCAUGUACCCGAGGACUAUGGAAAGCUACUUUGACCAAACAAACACACUGGCAGCUGGCACGUGUUUUACUCGCUACUCAGCGCUUUCGAACUCCAACCUGAGCACCUUACCACUACCUGUACGAAUUUUGAACC